Molecule: messenger RNA, 1592 nt
Organism: Pantherophis guttatus
Lineage: Eukaryota; Metazoa; Chordata; Lepidosauria; Squamata; Colubridae
Product: lipase member M-like
Molecular function (GO): hydrolase activity, acting on ester bonds
Source: RefSeq, a predicted model, not a curated record
UGUGGGAAGAAAACAUACCAUUAAGGAGAGGACAUUGGUAACUGGUCUGUAUCUCAUCAGGAAUAUUAUUGUGUGCUGGGUUUGAAAUGAGAAGAAGGAAAGAAAAGAAAGCAACAUUAAUAUGUUUCAUCCUGUGGAUGUUGAUUGCUCUGAUAGCUAUACAAGGAAAUUUGAGUUCAGAAGAAGUGAAUGGCAAAACGUUGAUGAAUCCUGAAUCAUUUAUGAACAUAAGUGAAAGAAUCCGAUAUUGGGGAUAUUGUUGUGAAGAAUACGAGAUCCUUACAGAAGAUGGCUAUUACCUAAAUGUGAACAGAAUUCCGGGAGGCAAUAAGUCUGCUAUAUUAUUAAUGCAUGCACUAGCUAUGGAUGGUAGUGUGUGGAUAUCAAAUUUACCCCACCAGAGCCUGGGCUUCAUACUAGCAGAUGCUGGAUAUGAUGUAUGGAUUGGAAAUAGCAGAGGAAACUUCUGGUCUAGAAGACACAAGCACCUUUCAGUUAACGAAACAGAAUUUUGGAAUUUCAGUUUGCAUGAAAUGGGCAUCUAUGAUCUUACUGCCAUGACAGAGUUUAUUCUACAUAAAACUGGACAGCAGAAGAUUUUUUAUGCUGGUCAUACUUUGGGAUCCGCAAUAGCUUACGUUGCAUUUUCUGUCCGCCCACACCUGGCUGAGAAAAUAAAACUGUUUUUUGCCUUGGGUCCUUCAUACACAUUACAGAAAGCCAUAAGUCCCAUAUUACAAAUACUACGUUUGCCAGAAGUAUUAAUCAAGCUCAUAUUUGGGAAGAAGGAAUUAGUUCUGCUGAAUCCACGCCAGAGAACAGCUCUGGCUCAACAGUGUAGACGGCAACCGGCUGAUGAACUCUGCAGACAAGCACUUUCUCUAGUUGCUGGAUUUAAUCUGAAGAAUUUAAAUAAGAGCCGUUCUGAUGUGUAUAUUUCACAUUUCCCAGAUUAUACUUCGGUAAAACUCAUAAUCCACUUGAGCCAGUUAAUGAAAAGUGGGCUUUUCAGAUAUUUUGACUAUGGCUCGAAGAACAUAGAUAUCUAUAACCAGACAACUCCACCGUUCUACAGCAUAGAGGCCAUCACUGUGCCAGUUGCUAUGUGGACUGGAGGACAAGAUUGGAUUUGCCGGCCAAUGGAAAUUGCACAGUUACGCUUUCGAACAACUAAUGUUGUCUAUUAUAAGGAGUUCCCUGAUUGGACUCACUGGGAUUUUAUUUGGGGCAUUGAUGCUCACCAACGUGCAUACAAGGUAAUCCUUGGCCUGAUGGAGAAAUAUCAAUGAAGCCACCUGGAAUUAAAAUUCCACUGUUAUCAUUGUACCUGUGGAAGUGCCAGACACUCAAGUGUUUUUUGUUUCCUGAGUUUACGUUGACUGUCUUUAUUGUUCAUUUGAUUUGUGUUCAAAUUUGCUUAUCCUUCUGUUUUAUUUAUGAACCAUGGUGUGUUUCUUUCCUACUGAAGAAUUAAGUCUAGAUCCUACUGCUAACUUAAUGUAGAUCCUAAAGUUAUAAACAAUGUAACUUCCUAAGCUUUUAACUUGUAGGCGGGUUUGCAAGUUUUCUUAAAUAAAUAAGUCUGAUCUGAA